Molecule: messenger RNA, 2039 nt
Organism: Columba livia (rock pigeon)
Lineage: Eukaryota; Metazoa; Chordata; Aves; Columbiformes; Columbidae
Product: ETS translocation variant 3-like protein
Exons: 3
Coding region: 192-953 (253 amino acids)
Biological process (GO): regulation of transcription by RNA polymerase II; cell differentiation
Cellular component (GO): nucleus
Molecular function (GO): sequence-specific DNA binding; DNA-binding transcription factor activity, RNA polymerase II-specific
Source: RefSeq, a predicted model, not a curated record
CCUGGGCCUACAAGCCAGUGUCCAGCCCGGGCUCCCGGCAGAUCCAGCUGUGGCGUUUCAUCCUGGAGCUGCUGCAGAAGGAGGAGUUCCGUCAUGUCAUCGCCUGGCAGCAGGGCGAGUGCGGGGAGUUCGUCAUCAAGGACCCCGACGAGGUGGCGCGGCUCUGGGGGAGGAGGAAAUGCAAACCCCAGAUGAACUACGACAAGCUGAGCCGGGCGCUCAGGUAUUACUACAACAAGCACAUCCUGCACAAGACCAAGGGCAAGCGCUUCACCUACAAGUUCAACUUGAGCAAAUUCGUCUUCAUCCCCUGCCCAGUGUGGGGGUCCCGCUGCCUGUGCCACCCCCCCCGCACGCCCAGCCAGGUGUGGGGUCAGAGGGGACCCAGCCUGGCCGGGGACACCCCUGGGGACAGGCUGUCCCUCCCCAGCGCUGCCACAUCCCCCUUUUCCCCCCAGUUGGCGCCGAGUGUGCUGCUGAGCCGGUGGGGGCCGGCGGAGCCGCUGGCCUGGCCCUGGGGUCCCCGGCCCCCCGAUGUGCUGGACAAGAAGGCGCCCACCCCCGGGACCCGCCUCGGCUCCGCGGCCCUCCCUUGCCUGGGGGGCUCCUGCUGCUGGCGGGGGGGCCCGGAGGAGCUCCCCGCCCAGGCUGUGUCCCCCCCACUGUUGCUGGCCCUGGGCUACCCCGCCCCUGCCUGGGCCACCGUCCCCGGCCACGUCCUGGCCCCCCCCAGCUGCCCCCCGCCGCCGCUGCCCCCCCAGCCGGGGGUCCCCACGUCGCUGCUGCUGCACCCCAGCGGCCCCCCCGGAGCCGGCGCUGGGACCCCGCUCGCAGCCGGGGGGCUGGCGCCGGAGCCCCCAUGGUCCCCGCCGGGGGAGGAAGGCGAGGAGGAGGAGGAGGAGGCGGAGGAAGGCCGGCGUGGUGGCCGCGCUGCGCAGAGCUGCCCGGGAUAGGGGGGGCUCCAGGGCGGGGACACGGGCAGAAGCGGGGUGCACCCCCCACAGCCGGGCCCUCCGGCCGCCCAAGGGUGGGCUGUGCAUGGUCGGGGGGGGGGGGGGUAGCAGCCACGACACCCCCACCCCCUUGUCCCCUCGUCCCAAACCCGCAGCCCCCCGGGAGGUGGCGACACCCCCAGCACGGCCGCUGGGGUCCGGCUGAGCCCCCCACAAGCACCGCGGGGUCGGGGGUGCCCCUGCAGCCCCCAGUCCAGCCCUUCGGCCCCCCCGGCCGCUGCCGGUCCCCCCCUGCCUGCGCGAAGGGCACAACCAGCCCCCCCAAUAAACCAAUUUGCAGAGGGGGGGUCUGGCUGUUCUCCCUCCGGGACACACACACCCCAAAGCCACCUCCCCGCGGAGGGGGGGCCACAUCCACAACCCCAGACACCCCCCGAGGGUGCGAAAAUGGGAUUUGGGGGGACAGCGGUGCGGGGGGGGACACGGGUAGGACGGGCUGGCCCUGGGGGGCAGGGGGAGGUUGGGGUUUGGGGCGCGGGGGGGGCGGGCCCAGCCGCCCCCGCUCGUUCCCUGGGAUUCCCGAAAACGGCCCCAUUUUCAUUUUCACUUUUCCGUGUUUUCCGCCCUCGGAAAUCUCGGGGGGACAGGAGUGGGGGGAGGUCCCGCUCCCCUUUUUGGGGACCACACGUCCUCCCGUCAUGGCACUCGUGGGGGCUGGAGGGGAGGAUUUGGGGGGCUCCUUGCAGAGCACCCCUCCCACACCCCCCAAAUCCCUGCUGUGACUCAGUGCCCUCCAUAGCAGGGGUGCAGAUGGAACCCCCAUAACUGGGAUGUGCCCAUGGGUCCUUCCACACCUGGGUGGCCCCGUGGGUCCCCCACAUGUCCAGGUGUCCCCGUGGGUCCCCCAAACCUGAGUGUCCCCGUGGGUCACUCAUACCCCAGUCUUGCUGGGGGUCCCCACAGCCGGGUAUCCCCCUGGGUACCCCCACAUCCCUCCUGUCCCCGGGGGUCCCUCAUACUCAAGUAUCCCAGUGGGUCCCCCCAUCCUUGGGUUUGUGGGUCCCCCCCACAUUUAUGCUGCCCACA